AUGGCAACAAACGAUAAUAACGACGACAAUACCGGCUUCUCGUUUGGUGCACAACCCUUCGCCUGGGUUCUCAUUCCGCUCUUUGUCAUCUUAGUUCUCGGUUUAACCGCCACCAUCAUCCAAGUGAGACGACGUCGCCGCCGCCGUGGGAACCAAUGGCCCGGUCAGAAUACCGGAGCUCCUGUAUAUACUGGCCUUCGCGGUGGAAGAAGAACGGGAAAUCGCCGAUCGCCAUGGAAUGGAACCAGGUCUGAAGAAGGGCUCAAUGAAUUGGGACAGGCACCACCGCCAUACGAUGGUAAAAAGGAGACGCAGGAUCCCCUGGAACUGCGGGAUCUCGAAGUUGGGAACAGGCCGCCCGAGUAUCCUGCUGAGCCUGCGCCAGCUGUAGUAACGGAUGGUCGAAGAAGUUGA
Molecule: messenger RNA, 414 nt
Organism: Fusarium fujikuroi IMI 58289
Lineage: Eukaryota; Fungi; Ascomycota; Sordariomycetes; Hypocreales; Nectriaceae
Exons: 1
Coding region: 1-414 (137 amino acids)
Source: RefSeq, a predicted model, not a curated record